Neomonachus schauinslandi (Hawaiian monk seal) is the source of this 1640-nucleotide messenger RNA. RefSeq names its product galactose-3-O-sulfotransferase 1 (gene GAL3ST1). The transcript has 3 exons. Bases 122 to 1396 code for a protein of 424 amino acids. Gene Ontology annotation, molecular function: galactosylceramide sulfotransferase activity. The record is from RefSeq and is a predicted model, not a curated record. Gene Ontology annotation, cellular component: membrane. Gene Ontology annotation, biological process: myelination; galactosylceramide biosynthetic process. NCBI's taxonomy places the organism in Eukaryota, Metazoa, Chordata, Mammalia, Carnivora, Phocidae.
GCCCGGUGGAGUCGGGGGCCCGGGCGGGUACGCCCCGCCGCCUAGUGAGCGCCCGGGCGGCGCGGCCCGGGACCGAAACAGCCACGCCAGGCCCGAGGAGAACGGGGCCAAGGUAUCUGAGAUGCCGCUGCCCCAGAAGAAGCGCUGGGUGUCCAUGGCCAAGGGGCUGGUGCUGGGAGCGCUCUUCACCAGCCUUCUGCUGCUGCUGUACUCCUAUGCUGCCCCCCCACUGCACACUGGCCUGGCCUCCACCAGGACCCCAGAGGGCACAGCGCCCUGCUCCCCGGCGCCAGGUGAGCCCGAGGCUCUGACCCCGGCCAACGGCUCUGCGGGAGGGUGCCAGCCUCGACGUGACAUCGUGUUCAUGAAGACGCACAAGACGGCCAGCAGCACGCUGCUCAACAUCCUGUUCCGCUUUGGCCAGAAGCACGGGCUCAAGUUCGCCUUCCCCAAUGGCCGCAACGACUUCGACUACCCGGCCUUCUUCGCUCGCAGCCUGGUGCAGGACUACCGGCCCGGGGCCUGCUUCAACAUCAUCUGCAACCACAUGCGCUUCCACUACGAGGAGGUACGCGGUCUGGUGCCGCCCAACGCCACGUUCAUCACCGUGCUCCGCGACCCCGCCCGCCUCUUCGAGUCCUCCUUCCACUACUUCGGCUCGGUGGUGCCCUUCACGUGGAAGCUCUCGGGCAGCGACAAGCUGGCCGAGUUCCUGCAGGACCCAGACCGCUACUAUGACCCCAACGGCUACAACGCCCACUACCUCCGCAACCUGCUCUUCUUCGACCUGGGCUACGACAGCGGCCUGGACCCCGGCAACCCGCAGGUGCAGGAGCACAUCCUGGAGGUGGAGCGCCGCUUCCACCUGGUGCUCCUGCAGGAGUACUUCGACGAGUCCCUGGUGCUGCUCAAGGACCUGCUGUGCUGGGAGCUGGAGGACGUGCUCUACUUCAAGCUCAACGCCCGCCGCGCCUCGGCCGUGCCGCGCCUCUCCGGGGAGCUGUACCGGCGCGCCACGGCCUGGAACGUGCUGGACGCCCGCCUCUACCGCCACUUCAACGCCAGCUUCUGGCGCAAGGUGGAGGCCUUCGGGCGGGAGCGCAUGGCCCGCGAGGUGGCCACCCUGCGGCGCGCCAACGAGCGCAUGCGGCGCAUCUGCAUCGACGGGGGCCGAGCCGUGGACGCCGCCGCCAUCCAGGACUCGGCCAUGCAGCCCUGGCAGCCUCUGGGCGCCAAGUCCAUCCUCGGCUACAACCUCAAGAAGAGCAUCGGGCAGCGGCACGCGCAGCUCUGCCGUCGCAUGCUCACGCCUGAGAUCCAGUACCUGAUGGACCUCGGCGUCAACCUGUGGGUCACGAAGCUCUGGAAGCUCAUCCGGGACUUUCUGAGGUGGUGACAUCCCGCCCACCGGCAGCCCCCUCUGCCCGCUGGAUCGCUGAGGAGGGGCUGGGCGGGGGCCGGCCAGCCUUCCCUGUGUCCUCCUGGUGCCCCCCCAGCUCUGGGGGGAAUGAGGUGGGGCUGCUGCGGGGGUGCGGCCAGCCGGGACUGGGCCCACGGCACACAGGGCCUCAGAUCAGUAUUUGCUUAUUCUAGCCUUUUUUUAAGAAUUAAAUCCCCUUCCCUCCAAGGAAGAAUGUUCU